Molecule: messenger RNA, 453 nt
Organism: Theileria annulata
Lineage: Eukaryota; Apicomplexa; Aconoidasida; Piroplasmida; Theileriidae
Product: Nifu-like protein, putative
Exons: 2
Coding region: 1-453 (150 amino acids)
Biological process (GO): iron-sulfur cluster assembly
Molecular function (GO): iron-sulfur cluster binding; iron ion binding
Source: RefSeq, a predicted model, not a curated record
AUGUAUAAUUUAAUUUUGUUUGUUUUUAUAAUAUUAGGAGGUAAAUAUUCCCUACCAUGGAGGCUAAAAUCUGCCCAUAAAUUAUCUUACACAAUACAUAAAAUCAGGGGAAAGGGAUUCAACUUGAACUCAGAACCUAAAGAUUCCUCAGAAUACAAGCCUAAAGAUAUUGAACAAACCGAAUAUGAUGAAGAAGGAUGGUUAAUGGACCUGAACACAAAAAACGUUGAGGACGUUUUUGACCUGAUUCGGCCUCAGUUAUCUUCAGAUGGAGGAGGAAUUAAUUUAUGUAAAAUAGUUGACAAUGAAAUUUAUGUUAAAUUCACUGGAUCGUGUGUAGGAUGCCCUUAUAGGUCUACAACCCUGAAGGAACUUAUAGAAAGUAACCUAGUUAAAUUUAUCAAAUCGCCAAAUGAGAAUCCAAUAACUGUAAAAGUUGUUCAAGAAAAUUAA